Molecule: messenger RNA, 573 nt
Organism: Pelobates cultripes (western spadefoot toad)
Lineage: Eukaryota; Metazoa; Chordata; Amphibia; Anura; Pelobatidae
Source: the annotation of a GenBank genome assembly
AUGUCCAGAGGACUUUUUGAAAAGCAGCAUGAAUCAGAAAUGGAUCAAGGAACAAUUAACAAAACGAAGGAUUGCUUUCCAUGUAUCGUCGACUCUGAUAAGGAAGAAUUCUUUGAGCAUGAGCUACAAUGGGUGUCUGAAUUUUUAAAUAAAAUUCUUGAGGAUCCGUCUGAUGAUGAUGAUGAUUUAGAUGAACAGGUUUCAUUACCACGAGAGCAAGAUGAGGAUGCUGAUGAUGAAUACUCCUCUGAAAAAUCUAGUGAUUAUGAAUGGUCUUCUGAAUCAGAGAAGGAAGAUUUGACAAUAAAAAAAUUGCAUGUUCCCUGUGAAAAGGAUGAUGAACUGGUGGGUCAGGAGAUUGUGUGUAAGGAAAGUGAACUUUUAGGACAACAGCUCACCUUUGUGGAUGUGCAAGAAUGCAAUGGAAAUUGGGAAGAAGUUAUGAGGAGAGACCUUGAGGUUUUUAGGAACUUUUUUGAUAAGUACAAGAGAGACAAUAAGGACAUUUUGGAAAAACAAGCGAAGGAACGAAUGAACUCCAUGAAGAGUAUAUUUGUGUGGGGUGAAAUAUAG